AUGAUGGACAUGGAGAUGGCCACACCAUGGCUCGAUCAGCCGGUGAUGCUUCAUUCGUCUCGUGCCGACAAAUGCAAAUUGACCGAAGCUCAAUGUCUCUAUCGCAAUUAUAUCUGGCGAUACUGGUACCAAGCCGACCAUGUUUAUGCAUUAAACACUGUCUACUUCAUGUGUGUGGUGAUUGGAGUGUUCGCGAUAUCAAACUUGCUUGUACGACUUGCUCCAGAUAGAGUAAAGCGGACUAGACUAUGGCGCAUGUUCACUUCCGCCUCACGAUACUUGUCUUAUCGUGGAUAUCGAUUGUCUGCACUGCAAUAUUGGUCUCCUGCGUUGGGUGUGGUGAUUCUGGGUGCUAUUGGCACUAUAUUCUUCUUUGGAAUGACACUCGGCCCACAACCAUAUUACUGGCCGACAGAUGCUUCUUAUGGAAGUAGUCCUCCAAUUGCGACUCGAUCGGGCUGGAUGGCUCUUGCGCUGCUUCCAUUUGUACUAGCAUUGAGCACGAAAGCCAACAUGAUCACUGGCGUGACUGGUAUUCCACAUGAGAAACUUCAAGUGUUCCACCACUGGACUAGCUAUGCGAUGUUUGUGUUAGCAUUAGUCCACACAUUCCCAUAUAUCGUGUAUCAUAUCAGGAAAGGGGACAUGAUGCAUCAGUGGAAGACAAGUGUGGUAUACUGGACAGGAGUUGUUUCUCUCAUCUCACAGGCAUAUUUAACCCUCAUGUCUUUGCCAUUCAUUCGCAAUAGAUUCUAUGAAUUCUUCAAAGCCACGCACAUCUUCAUGGCGGUAGUAUUUGUCGUGUUCUUCUUCCUUCACUGCGAUUUCCGGCUCUCUUCCUGGGACUACUUCAUAGCCUCGGGUGUGAUCUACUUCCUAAGCCUGAUCGCCAGCCACAUCCGUACCUAUCUAAUGCAUGGAAUCCACAACGCAACUAUCGAACUUCUCCCCAGCGGUCUUGUCCGCGUGGUAGUCCCAUCAAUUAUCAAAUGGACCCCCGGUCAGCACGUAUUCGUGCGCUUCCUCACAUCAGACCUACACCUACUCACCGCCCACCCCUUUACCAUUUCCUCCACAUGUCGCAAUCCAGACGAAAUAGGCAAAGCCUCGGAACUAGUAUUCUACAUCAAACCACGCGACGGUGUCACUGGACGCCUUAGAGCAAUGGCAGCCAAGAAUCCAGGCUGCACGAAGAACAUCUUGAUAGAGGGACCGUAUGGCGGCGUCAGCAAACCUCACAUGGCGCAAUUUGAUACGAUUCUAGUGAUAGCCGGUGGCUCGGGAGGCGGGUUCUCACUAGCCAUGGUAGACGAAGCGCUCCGGUUGACGGAGAUAAACGCACCAGGCGAGAAACGACCACUCUCCAGGCGGAACCUUCAAGUCGUCUUCUCGACCCGCGACCACGCCAUGGCAGAUUGGUAUAUCGAUGAAAUCGACUCACGACUCUCAAAAUCGACUAUGUUAUCUGCGGAUUCAGACAAGGGAUUCGAGACUGCGGUGUCUGUACACGUCACUGACCAGCCUGGACAGGGGAUUUCCUCGACUUCGGAGUUGGACAAUGUUAAGGGCACGGCUGGUAAAGUACCGCCGGCUGAGAUUACUACCACUGGAAAUUUCACUUUGAAUGUCCGCCGCUAUUCUCGCCCUGAUAUUCCUAGUCUGGUUGCACGCACUAUUGCGAUGGCACAUAAUCAAGGGACGCAUCUUGAGAAAAAGCAGCGGGUUGGGGUUUUGGUUUGUGGCCCUGCUUCUAUGCUUCAUGAUACACGGAACGCGGCGGCUUUGGCGCAGGCCAACGUGCUCAAGGGCGAGGUUGAGGAGCUGUAUUUGCAUUCUGAACCUUUUGUGUGGUGA
Penicillium griseofulvum is the source of this 1854-nucleotide messenger RNA. RefSeq names its product ferric reductase family protein. Gene Ontology annotation, molecular function: ferric-chelate reductase activity. Lineage: Eukaryota; Fungi; Ascomycota; Eurotiomycetes; Eurotiales; Aspergillaceae. The record is from RefSeq and is a predicted model, not a curated record. The transcript has 7 exons. Gene Ontology annotation, biological process: iron ion transport; copper ion import; intracellular iron ion homeostasis. Bases 1 to 1854 code for a protein of 617 amino acids. Gene Ontology annotation, cellular component: plasma membrane.